ACCAGUUCCUUUUGUCAUCUCGCUCGUUCUCUGCACACGGUUUUGUCAGUUCUAACCCAGCCGAGAGAGAAUUGAAAACGCGAGAGAUGUUGUCAGCUGCAAUAUCAUAUCAGGAAAAGGGAAAGACACCAAGGACUUUCUCAAAUAACAAGAGAUCGCUAGCUCAAGCUUGUAUGUUUCAAAAUUCACCAGGCUCGUACGAUCUUCCAAAAAAUGCUAUCAUUGUAAUGGACGGAUUGAAGUACCCUUCGAUGGAACUGCUCCAGUGGGUGCUUAGGAAUGUGGCUUCUGACGGUACUUGGACCAUUACUCUCCUUGAAGUCAUGCCCUGGCUCAAUAUCCCGCUGUCUUGCAAAAAAUGGUCUGAGGAUGUAAUGACUGACAUUCACAAUCUCUGUCGAAACUACGGGGUGGUUCCACAAGUCAUAACUCUGAUGGGCUAUCCUCUGCGAUCACUUGUUCUUGAGCGCAUAGCAAGUCUGAACCCGACCUUGGUUGUCGUUGACAGGCACCAUGACAGGAAAGACACCGAAUUCUAUGCUGAGAAAGUCCCCUGCAACAUUGUGGCGAUGAAUGAUGACGGAGAAUAUGACAUGAUCAAGGCCCGUACUCGUCUCAACGCCUCUGAGGAUUACAGUUUCACUGGACCGUCGCCUUCGCCAGCACCUACUCCGGAGGUGAUCAUCAAUUCGGAGCAUAGCAUGAAAAGUAUCAAGCCAAAACUUACCAUAAGCUUUACCAGAGACAAGAAAAUGAGUUUUGGAAGGAAGUAGAGAAGAUUUGGAGCUUAUUACCUAGCUGCUACUAUGUAUGUUGCUAAUUCCUCAAUUUCUCUCAAUGGAUAAAUGGUUUGUGAGCACUGGCAUCACAAGAACACCAUUCUUCAAUAAUUCGAACUAUUUCGUGUAUAAUAUCAUAAAUAAGUGAAUUAGCUUUAAGUAAGAGUGUGUUAUCUAAUAAACCACCUAGCUCCAUGUCAAUUUCAACUUGUAACAAUGUAUUGUUUGCUCUUAUAUAUAUACAAAACUACAGUUUCUGUUA
This is a messenger RNA of Daucus carota subsp. sativus, 1041 nucleotides long. RefSeq lists its product as uncharacterized. Lineage: Eukaryota; Viridiplantae; Streptophyta; Magnoliopsida; Apiales; Apiaceae. Gene Ontology annotation, biological process: aromatic amino acid biosynthetic process. The record is from RefSeq and is a predicted model, not a curated record. The coding region runs from base 87 to 773 and encodes 228 amino acids. The transcript has 3 exons. Gene Ontology annotation, molecular function: 3-dehydroquinate synthase activity; oxidoreductase activity.